UGACAGCUCAGUAAACCCGGCUUCGGGCACCCUCGGGGAUCCGCACACACUGACAUCAGGAUUGGAAGCAGAAUUUCCAAGUUGGAAUGGAUGACCGGACAUCUCCUUCCAUUGACACGUGGCGAGCGAUGGACCGGAAACCUGGGAGAGUUUGUCGGAGUCUCUUUGGUCCGGUCGAUCGGGGGCAGGUCGCGGCUGAGCUGAGGGCUGAGUUGCGGACUCAGCUGGAAGCAGCCAAAAAGCAGUGGGCGUUUGACUUUGAGCGGGAACAGCCAGUGCAGGGGGCCCUCCAGUGGGAGGCAGUGCCGAGUCAUGCUGUGCCACAUUUCUAUCGGACCUCUGUGCGUGGUGGCCCGCAAAAGGGACUGCCAAGGGAGGCUGGGGAGAGGAAGAGGUCACCGCAGCAGGAAUCUAACCAACCACCGAAAUCUCCGAGCCGCAAGAGGAAGCAAACUGUCAUCACAGAUUACUACACAAUGAAGAGGAGGUUUGCACCGUCUGGUUCUGAAUCCAAACCAUAGGGCCAACAGGAGACCGGAUAAACUGUCACUUUGAUUUCUCUUCAUAUUCCCUGGAAAACACUGGCUCUCUGUGCCUUGGAGAAUUAUGACUCUUGGUUCAGUAACCCGCAGUUCAAUAGCACUUAUAUUAAUGAGCAGGGCCCUCCCUGAAUGACAAUGGACCCAUCAGCCUUUAAUGCUCUCACACUGGCUGCAUGUUGGGAUGCUGUCACUCUCUGAACAACGGCCUACACAAGCAGGCUCUUGGAGCCAGAUUUUCUGAAGAGUUAUUGUUGUUAGGGGAUAAAUUAUUUGAAAGUCCUGAUGAAUCUGUAACCCUGACAGGCCUGUGCAGGAGCAGGCUCAUGUCAGUGCUCACCUGCUUCAGGUGAAUGAGCUGCUGGAGCUGUUAUUCUGACAGUCACCCACUGGGUUCAGCAGCAGCAACACCUUACUGAGACAUCACGAUUUAAUAGCACAUCAAUAGAAUGGACACUCCGAGAGAGAGAGUGACGGACUGGGACAGGGAGGGAGUGUGUGUGUAAGGGACUGGGAUAGAGAGAGGGAAUGUGAGGGACUGGGAGAGAGAGAGUGUGUGUGAGGGAAUGGGACAGAGAGAGUGUGUGUGAGGGAAUGGGACAGAGAGAGAGAGA
Molecule: messenger RNA, 1153 nt
Organism: Hemiscyllium ocellatum (epaulette shark)
Lineage: Eukaryota; Metazoa; Chordata; Chondrichthyes; Orectolobiformes; Hemiscylliidae
Product: cyclin-dependent kinase inhibitor 1-like
Exons: 3
Coding region: 87-521 (144 amino acids)
Biological process (GO): regulation of mitotic cell cycle; signal transduction by p53 class mediator
Cellular component (GO): nucleus
Molecular function (GO): cyclin-dependent protein serine/threonine kinase inhibitor activity
Source: RefSeq, a predicted model, not a curated record